AUGCAGCGCUCCAACGUUUCUCAGAUUCACCCUGCCGGUCUAUUCUCUCUCCACCCCCGAGCAGAAGGCCAUGUGGAACAAAGCCCGGCGGAACUCAACGGUCUCGAUGGGAUAAGCACCCCCCAUAACUGCCUCGUAGCAGGCUGCGACCACAUCUUCGCCAUCAUCAUCUACCAGCCAAAUGAUGAAUCCCCAUGGAACUUUUUCGUCACAGAAUUCUAUCGAGUCCAAGGCCCUGCGAAGCUUCCUUACCAGAUCUCGCCAACCUUCCUGCAGGUCGACUACCGCUCGGAAUACCUCAACCUCCUCCGUUACGACAUCCGAAUGGCCGUCGAAAAUUACAAUACAAUGGUUCUUGGUUGGUGGGCGCGACUGGCAGCUCGGAUGGGAGGGCGAGUCUUUGAACUUCGUCACGUCGAUGCCGCGGUGGCUCAGCUAAAGGAGCAGCUUCUGGACCCGGAGAUGGUGGCCGGGUGGAUGAACGAGCGACAUUCUCCUUUGGGAAGGGGUAUAUUUGUGAGGCUUCGGUAG
This is a messenger RNA of Fusarium fujikuroi IMI 58289, 531 nucleotides long. RefSeq lists its product as uncharacterized. The record is from RefSeq and is a predicted model, not a curated record. The transcript has 2 exons. Lineage: Eukaryota; Fungi; Ascomycota; Sordariomycetes; Hypocreales; Nectriaceae. Bases 1 to 531 code for a protein of 176 amino acids.